Molecule: messenger RNA, 640 nt
Organism: Saitoella complicata NRRL Y-17804
Lineage: Eukaryota; Fungi; Ascomycota; Saitoellomycetes; Saitoellales; Saitoellaceae
Product: Brf1-Tbp-Dna ternary complex
Exons: 4
Coding region: 1-579 (192 amino acids)
Biological process (GO): DNA-templated transcription initiation
Molecular function (GO): RNA polymerase II general transcription initiation factor activity; DNA binding
Source: RefSeq, a predicted model, not a curated record
AUGGUCGCGGCCACCCCCGGCGCGAUCUCCUCUGCUUCUGGUAUCGUCCCUACGUUACAGAACAUCGUGGCUACGGUGAACCUCGAUUGCCGCCUUGACCUCAAGACCAUCGCUUUGCACGCUCGUAACGCCGAAUACAACCCGAAGCGUUUUGCGGCUGUCAUUAUGCGUAUCCGCGAACCCAAAACCACGGCGUUGAUCUUCGCUUCUGGCAAGAUGGUCGUUACUGGUGCGAAGAGUGAGGAUGACUCGAAGCUUGCGUCAAGGAAGUAUGCAAGGAUUAUCCAGAAACUUGGGUUUAACGCCAAGUUUACGGAUUUCAAGAUCCAGAACAUUGUGGGGAGUUGUGAUGUGAAGUUUCCGAUCCGUUUGGAGGGGUUGGCUUACUCGCACGGAACUUUCUCAUCCUACGAACCAGAAUUGUUCCCGGGUCUUAUCUACCGUAUGGUCAAGCCCAAGAUUGUCCUCCUCAUCUUCGUCUCCGGCAAGAUUGUCUUGACCGGAGCCAAGGUCCGCGAAGAGAUCUACCAGGCAUUCGAGGCUAUCUACCCCGUGCUUACCGAAUUCAGGAAGCCAUAAAUGGGUGUCCCUCCUUUUGGUUGUUGUCGAGUCGAGAGUUGAGUGUGGGCGUCCCUUCUUU